Phlebotomus papatasi is the source of this 1667-nucleotide messenger RNA. RefSeq lists its product as uncharacterized. NCBI's taxonomy places the organism in Eukaryota, Metazoa, Arthropoda, Insecta, Diptera, Psychodidae. The record is from RefSeq and is a predicted model, not a curated record. The coding region runs from base 260 to 1585 and encodes 441 amino acids. The transcript is spliced from 4 exons.
GUCUCUUAAAACCAGAUUGCUUGGGCAAAUGAUCGCACAGUUCAUUACACACCGUUGACACGAUCGGUGAUCUCUUCCGUUCCAUCACCAAGUCCACACAAGCAGCGUAUUGUGGAUUGAGAAUGAGUUGUUAACACUUCUGGGUAUCAACGACCAUCAAUCAACAGCUAUUUUGUGCAGACUAUUUGAAAAUAUACCAAGUGAUCUUGACUCGUGAUCUUCAGUGAUCUUGUAGUGUUGCGCUGCACUGUGACAAAAGAUGAAGUUGUUUCUUGUGAUAGCGAUCUCCACAGUGGUUUUGGGCCAAAUAUUUGCUAGACCCAGCAAUGUCGAGGUGGAAAAACAUCAUGUGGUGGAAAUUUCAAGAAAUUUCAAUAUUACUGCUAUGAAUUCUACCGCUAAGAUUGACGAAACUAUGAGGAUCCUCAAAGAGAUCGAUCGGAUAAAUCAAUCUUUGGGUUAUACAAAGAAAAAUCUGGCCAGGACAGAUACUAUGUCCGAUUCACAGAGACUGAGUGAUUCACUGUUUUUCCCCAAGACACCAUUUCAUCCACCAGGUAUUGGGAGAGAUUCUAAAUCUCCAUUGAUUGUGGAGAGGGUCACUGAUCGACAGUCAGAAUUUCAAGCACAGAGUCAUAGGAUUAGGUUUAAGAAAGAGCAAAGAAAAGCAAAGACUGAAGGAAGAAAAUUCCUAUUAAUCCCACUCAAUCCAUCCUUUAUUGCCAUUGCUAGUGAUCCUCGGAGGAUCGUCCAUUUUUUCCCGCAAAUCUCAUCACGUACUGCAAGACUGUCCAAGAAGUGGAAUAAGAAACCGAAGAAGAGUGAAAAGAAGGUCGAAUAUGAUAAAGCUCAAGCACCCCUCCUGAAGCAGAAUAAUCUAUUUGAUGUUCUGAUUGAUGAGAUGGUGGAUGAUGAUGAUGAAGAUUAUGAUGAUACCAAGGAGGAGGAUUCUUCGGGUAGUUUGCCAUCAUUUGAUAAUGAUCAGUACAUUAACAAUUUGUACAAGAACAUUUUGGUGUCUUCGAAUAAGAAAAGGGAUCUUCAGAAAGAAGAGAACUUGGAAAAGGAAGGAAAGUUCCCAUUGAUCACGACAAAGAAGCCGAAACCACCAACGUUCAAACCGUCGAACAAACCUUCAAAUAAACCUUCAAAUAAGCCUUCAAAUAAGCCCAAAACCACGACGAAAAAACCACCGACGAAAAAGCCAGAAAUACCCAAUCCGGAGGAUCUCAAAUCACCCUUCUCAGGACUCUUCAGGCCGGCCAGUGAGCAACUGAAAGACAAUGGCGGAGGCAUAAUUAUUCAGAGACUAAAAGUCAGGAAGGGAGGUAUUGCUAUAGCAGGACCAGGAGGUGUAGCAACAGCAGGAAGUGGAGGAACAGCAAUAGUUGGACCAGGUGGUAUUGCCUUUACUCAUCCCCGAGGACUGACCAUUGCAGGACCAGGAGCUAAGGUGUACUCAGUCCCCGAGGACACUGAUCUUGAAACGGUAUCCCUCAAUGCAACAGGCUCAUCAAGGGAUUUCCCAUUUCCCACGGAGAUUGUAGCUACAGGACCGAUUAUAUACUACAAUCCUGGGAAGUAGGAAGUCUUAAGCAUUCAUUUAGGAUAAAUCUUGCCAAAAAACACAUCACAGACACAUUCCAAUAAAAGAUCUUUAGAAAAUA